AUGCAAGGAAGAGCAUCGUUACAUCCAUAUCAAGCAUUUAAUGCAAAUGCUGAUGCUGAAACAUUACGUAAAGCAAUGAGAGGUUUAGGUUGUGACAAAAAUAAAGUUAUUAUUGUACUUUGUGGCAGAGUUAAUUUUCAGCGUCAACAAAUUGCGGCAGCUUAUAAAACAAUGUAUGGUAAAGAUCUUAUAAAUGAUUUGAAAAGUGAGCUAUCAGGUGAUUUUGAAGAUUUAAUAUUGGCGCUAAUGGAACCACCAGCACGAUAUGAUGCGCAACAACUUCACAAAGCUAUGCAAGGUUUGGGUACAAAAGAAUCAGUACUAAUUGAAAUUAUGUGUUCACGGACGAAUGCACAAAUUAUUGAAUUACGUAACAUUUAUCAGCAAAUGUAUCAUUCAACGUUAGAGAAUGAUUUAAUUGGUGAAACAAGCGGACAUUUUAAACGUUUGCUCGUAUCAUUAUGUAAUGGCGGACGUGAUGAAAGUAUGCAAACUGAUACGUUACGUGCUAAUCAGGAUGCUAAAAAAUUAUACAAAGCUGGCGAACAACGCCUUGGUACCGAUGAAUCAUGCUUUAAUGCUAUUUUAGCUUCACAAAAUUACGCACAACUAAGACUUAUCUUUCUAGAAUAUCAAAAGAUAACAAAUCAUACAAUUGAGAAAGCAAUUGAAGCGGAAUUUAGCGGUGAUGUAAAGGAUGGCUUAUUAGCUGUUGUAGCAUGUGCGCAAAAUAAACCAGCUUAUUUUGCUACAUUACUCUACAAUAGUAUGGUGGGAUUUGGUACACGUGAUAAUGAUUUAAUCCGUAUUAUUGUUACACGUUCCGAAAUUGAUUUAGCUGAUAUACGACACGAAUUUGAGCAAAAAUAUAACAAAAGUUUAGAAUCAUUCAUUAAGGGUGAUUGUUCAGGAGCAUAUAAAGAUGGUUUAAUUGCACUUGUUCGUGGCAAUUAA
Molecule: messenger RNA, 954 nt
Organism: Brugia pahangi
Lineage: Eukaryota; Metazoa; Nematoda; Chromadorea; Rhabditida; Onchocercidae
Source: the annotation of a GenBank genome assembly